Heterobilharzia americana is the source of this 2527-nucleotide messenger RNA. NCBI's taxonomy places the organism in Eukaryota, Metazoa, Platyhelminthes, Trematoda, Strigeidida, Schistosomatidae. The record is from the annotation of a GenBank genome assembly.
ACAUGCAUAACUAUAUUAUCCAGAUGUGGAUAACAGUAAGUCAACCGAUGGUAUUGAGCAUUGAACAGGAGAAGAUGAAUGUCAAUUGAACUUUGAAUACACAAUAUAUUCAUAAGUAAAUCAUGUCUUCUAAAACAAACGAUUUAUAUAAUGAUAAUGAUAAUAACGAGAAUACAGAUAGUGAUUUUCAAAACGAUUUGGAGUAUGACAGAUAUUUACCAAUGAAAUUGGGUUUCAUACUUCUCGGAGUAUUGAUCUUAAUAUUAUUGUUAAUCUCGAUUUACUUUAUCUGUCGUCGAUUUAAAAGCCAUUCUCGGUUGUUUUAUCAUAAUCCUAAUAGUAAAAGUAAAAACAGUGAUAAUGAUGAUGAUGAAUUUAUUUGUUUCAAUAAACCAGAAAAUGUUUUAUUAACUAGUUAUACACAAAUGCAUCCACCAGAAAGUCCAUUGAUAACAAUAAAACAACAACCUCAGUUAUUAAUGAAUGAUUCAUCUGUUAGUGAGAAGACACUCUUCUCAAUUGAUGAUGAGAAUGCUGAUGACAGCAGUGGAGAAGCAAAUGAAUAUAAACCAACGUUUGGAUAUUCAAUACGUCAUCAAAUUAAUUAUGUGAAACCAAGUGUAAUACAAUCGACUCAACAAUUUAUUGCUUCAGCUGAAAUGAAAAGAAAAAAUGAAAAUCUACGCAAACUAAAUGUAUCAAGUGGUGAUCAAGAAAAGUCAGAUUCUCAACUGGCCAUAGAAGUUAGUCGAAAAGGCAUUCGUCGUGUCAGCAGUACACCAAAUAUGACGGUUAGUCAAAGGAAGUUAAUUUGAAGUUAUCCCUUCACUAAUGUGACUUUACUGAAUGAAUCUUAUAGACCACCAGAAAACUUUUAAAGAUGAAAUGAAUCAUAAGUUUUCUCCGGACGAUGAUGACGACACACGGUUGGAUGAUUAUGAAUUUUUCCGAAUGAAUGAAAAUGAUGAAGGUUAUGGAGAUGUAACAUUAACUGAAAGCAAAGAAGAUUUAAAUAGCACUAAAACUAAUGAUGAGAAUAAUGAAUCAUCUGAAUUACCAACCGUUCAUAAACCAUUUAUGCCAGUUAGCCUCCCAAACUGGGCAGUUGAAAGAGGUAUACCAGAAAGAGGUUAUAUUACAUUUACUGUACAAAUGGAAGGUGAUUUACGGAAUAUUAAACAGCAUCCAUUACUCUCUGUACAGAUUUUUGAUGUACGUUGUGUAUUGAGUAGAAAUGUAGAGCCUAAAGCUGGAAAAUUCUAUGUGAAAGUUCGUCUUCAACCAGCUGGCAUUAACAGUUCAGUUUCGUUGCUAUCUUUGGAUCAAAUAUCCGUCAAGUCAUUGAAGAAUUUAUCUGAUAAAAUGAAUAUACUAGCGGUGAACAGAAACUCUACAAUGAAAAGUGGCCGUACACCUGUCAAACGCGCUUUUCGUUCACCAGUGUUCCGGCAUAAAAUCCUUUUACAUUUACCAUCAGAUAUAAUUGAUUGUAUAACUACGUUAUCAACUUCAUUUGAUGAGUAUGAUGAGUCAGUUACAUCAUUAAAAGACUUAAACAAUUGUGGUAUGCAGAAUUAUGAGCUAAGAGUUGACUUAAAGGAGCGCAGUGCUUACAAAACAAAUGUUUUACAUGGAACUUGUACUGGCAAGAAUUUGCCACACUGGAAAUCCUCACAAUUAGUUGGCAGUGUUCGUAUUCCUUUGACGCCUAGAAUAUGGCAGUAUCUUGUAGAAGAUCCUGCUUAUCAACGUCGUUCAACAGUUAUUAAUGUUUCAGACAUUCAAGCCAAAGAAGCUAUUAGGCAGUCGUAUGAAAUACUACCAAAUAAAACAUUAUGGUUUAUCAGAUGUUUACACGUUCCAGAUGAGAAUGCCGUUUCAAGAGGAGAAAUUACUUUUGGAAUGCAGUAUAAUCCAGAUAAUGGAAGUCUCAUAAUCAAUCUUUUCAAUUGUGCUGCAAUGAAUCUGCCAAAGAGAGCAAAAAAUGUGUAUGUUCGAGCAUCACUAUGUUCUAACUGGAAGUUGUUCAGAACUGUUCAGUCCAGACCCACUGCACGCCUUUCAUUGAAUUCAGCAGAGUUUAUUUUGGGUGAGAAAUUAAAUUUUAUCAUUGAAGAAGAUGUGAGUCAUGUAUGCAUAAUUCUUAGCGUGAUUGCUCAAUCUGGAAGUAAGCUACAUGAAGCUACUACACUUAUCGGUCGUUGUGUUACUGGACCACCUGAUUUAGCAUGUGGUGAUGGGCUGUCACAUUGGACAUUGACCUGUUCUAAACAAGGAAUGAUAAGGUGUACACACAUUCUGUCAUAGAUGACUAUAGGACCUACUCUAAAACAAUGCACUUAUUUUUCAGUCCACCGAAAAUCAAACGGUUUGAUGUACAUCUGUUUUGAGACUUGACAUCUUUUUUGUGUUUAUUCUGAUUCUUGGCUUUUCGCUGAAAAAGACGCCGAAGUUAAACGAUAAUACGCUAUUCAUUCAAGAAAAGAAUAUCUGCUUUGUUAAUUUUAAUAAAUGAAAGUUUACUGUA